This is a messenger RNA of Haliaeetus leucocephalus (bald eagle), 1359 nucleotides long. RefSeq names its product nicotinamide riboside kinase 2-like. Gene Ontology annotation, cellular component: cytoplasm. The coding region runs from base 100 to 660 and encodes 186 amino acids. Lineage: Eukaryota; Metazoa; Chordata; Aves; Accipitriformes; Accipitridae. The record is from RefSeq and is a predicted model, not a curated record. The transcript has 7 exons.
GGCGCGCGCGCGCACGUGUCCCGCGGCCCUUCCCGACGGCCGGGCCCCUCUCGCCGCAGGGUCACCAACGGGGGCAAGACCACCCUCACCCGCAAGCUGAUGCAGGCCCUGCCCAACUGCAGCGUGGUGCACCAGGAUGACUUCUUCAAGCCCCAAGAUGAAAUAGAAGUUGAAGAUGGGUUUAAACAGUAUGAUGUGAUUAGUGCAUUAGAUAUGGAAGCUAUGAUGAGUACCAUAAACGCCUGGAUAAAAAACCCAGUCAAAUUUGAACGUUCUCAUGGGAUUAACAACACUCUGGAUGUCCCGAUCUUACAAGAUAAGGAGGGAGGAGACAAAACAAUCCACAUUCUUAUUGUUGAAGGCUUCCUACUUUACACCUACAGGCCACUGAUUGAUGUAUUCCACCAUCGAUUUUUUCUUUCCAUUCCAUAUGAAGAGUGUAAAAGGAGAAGAAGUUCAAGGAAUUACACUGUACCGGAUCCACCUGGAUUGUUUGAUGGCCACGUUUGGCCUAUGUAUGUAAAGCACAGGAAGAUAAUGGAAGAUCUUGGAGUUGAUGUGGUGCACUUGAAUGGAACAAAAUCAAAGGAGGAGCUGUUUAAUGAUGUGUAUGGACAGAUCCAGAAUAAGAUUGAAGAAUUACUUGACAUGCAGAAAUAAGCUGCUGCUGGUGAUUCUUGUCAGUGAAGAUGAUUCCUGUUUGCUCUGCGCUGCCUGCCUGACUGCCACUAAAGUUCCAGCUUCUGUGAAGACUCUCAACUCUUAUAUUUGACUUUGUUCGUAUGGUCAUAAUUAAAAAGCACUUCCCCCUUGUCUGUCAUCUUAAUUUGUGCUUCAGCCUAGUAUGUGGCCUCAGAUGAUCUCAAGUGUUCUCCCACUCUCCAGUCUAUGGGGAAUUCUUUUCACUAUGUUCUUAACCUGUGAGAGUAAAACACUAUAGCAGAACUGAAGCAGCACAACUAGCUUAUGUACAUAUACUGCUUUGGGUUCUUUCAAUAACUUGCUUGAAUUUCUAUAAUCUAAUUAGGCAGUAAGUAUGCUUCUUGACGCAGAAAUUAGGAUUGAUUUUGCUUUUCAAAAAAUGAGAGAACAAUAGGAGCUUUUCAGGCCAUUUUACUAGCAUUGAAUUAUUCUGUUAAAUCCAGUGCAUGCAUUGAUUGUGGAUGUAGACAAUUCUGUUUAGAGUCAGGGAGAAAAUUUUACAUAUACAACAGCUUUAAAAUUAUUGAUUUCUCUAGAAGAUUUCGAUAGUGUUCUGUAGCUUAAUGCACAUUCAAACUCCUGUGUAUGUACAGAAGUGGUUAAAGGCCUUGGUUUACAUAGAACAGCAGUAAAAGAGCAUAUGAAGGCUUAAUGACU